Fusarium subglutinans is the source of this 2250-nucleotide messenger RNA. RefSeq lists its product as uncharacterized. Bases 1 to 2250 code for a protein of 749 amino acids. Lineage: Eukaryota; Fungi; Ascomycota; Sordariomycetes; Hypocreales; Nectriaceae. The record is from RefSeq and is a predicted model, not a curated record. The transcript has 3 exons.
AUGGAGGGCCAUGCAUCACAACCGUCGGAACGAAUUCCCGCCAUCCAGGAAUAUUUCGCACGAUGGACAGCCCAAAUUCAUCCUGUGAAAUCACCAGAGGCAGAGUUCCAAGAAAGGAUCAAGAUGGCCCAAGAUUCGUUCAAUAGCCUAACACACUCGUCACAAAACUCGUUCGACAAAUUCGACGAGAUUAUGAGCUGCGGAGACCGCAUCAAAGAGCUUAUGGCGUUACACAAAGAUACUAAGGAACAAAAGGAGCGCGAAUAUCAGCAAAGGCUCUGGGAACAGCAGGUUGCCUCGUUUAAUGAACAUCUAGACCUUUUUGGUCCUGAACUUGGUAAACAGCUAUACACUAUACCAGGCGACGUCGAUACCCACCAACCCGACGACACAACUGCCUCGGGUUUCGCUCCUACACAUAGCCCUCUUGCCCAGCCGACAAGCACGGACGACCCAGUACCUAGCCCUCCCAACGCCGAAAACGCAUUCGAGCUGACCGGCCACGCGAACGAACUACAAAGAAUCGAACACGAUACCUCGUCAGGUCCCCAAAAGAGACCGAUCGACUCCAACAAAUCCCCCGAAUCUCGUCCGACCCGUCCAACGAAACGCGUUCGAUCGGAUGUAACACAAGGGCCUCUGACCGACAGAACCAUUGACUUUGACCAAGUCUACCAAAACGGGCAAGCCGAGCCCAAGUAUAACAUCGUCGAGCAUGACGGGUUCUGGUAUAUCCUCGAGUGUAAUAAACAUAGAUUGCAUUUCAACAAUCAUCCCAUUCGUGGUGCCCAGAAACAUCUUCGGGGUAAGAAGCAUAACCAGACUUCUGUCAAUUACGAAGGGGCCAUCCGCGCUCUCGGAACUCGUGUUCUUAACUGCACUGACGAGAAAGUUGCUGAGAAUAAUGAGGCUGCGCGAAGACCAUCUUAUUCUCAGAUGGGUCGGCCCGUCAAUAGUAUUGCUCCCCCAGUCGCCCACAGCCUUCCGACGCGGAGUAACCAGAAUCGCACCGAGAUUGAUCCCCAGCCUGGAGAGGUAUACACAACCUUUUGGAGUGACACAAAGAAGUUCUUUGCCAUUCUGGUUCUGCCUUGGCGUAAUGUGGGACAUCUCGGUAAAGACCUAUCGCUCACUGUCAAGGACACCGAGCUCAUCAAGAAGGUCCCAUCCUGUUAUCGAUAUAACCAUGUCGACGAGUCAUACGAAUGGGCUCCGCACUACCGCCCUGGUGGACAGUCCUACUUGAAGAGGAAAUAUCCUAUUAUGUAUUUUGAUGCGGAGGUGUUUCCGGGGAAAUGCCGCGUUUAUUGGGUUGCUGCACACGAGUUUCAACUAUACGAUCCCAGGGUUACUACUAUCCCGUUCAAAGACAUUGUGGAUGGCUAUAUUGCAUCAAGGAAUAGCAGUAAUGACCAAGCAGUCCCUCAUAUUGACGGCGGACAAGGAAACCUUAGCGAUGACCGACCGACGGCCGAAAUAUUCCCCCGCCAAGAACAAUCGACAGACAUCCCCGGUCGAGAGAUCAUUGUCAUUGAUGAUGAGAGUGAUGAUGAAACCGGAGGUGGUGAGCUAUGGCCUGAUACACCCGUCGGGACCCCCAUUCCCAAGACCGAGCCUCAAGAGGUGCCCAUGACGAUGGGUGGUGCCCAGCAAGAUUCAGGCACCAACGACGGCAAUGCGUCUCCACAGCAGCCGCUGGUGGCUGAGGUAGUGAACCAUAGUCAACGUCGAGUAAACGAAGAUGGGGACUCUCAUGGGGACUUGAUCGGCUCUGCAGAGUUCCUUCGGCGUUUACAUCGUCAAACAGACUCUAUCCUGCCAAACCCCGGUCAUGCUCGGCAAUGUGAUGACAUGCCUGAGUCUCCAGUACCAACCGGGACCGCCUCUUCAAACCCUUUGAUUAAUAUGCAACCCCCAGCGCCUCCUGGUGCUAAUGCUACAUUGUUCCAAUGGCCUCCAACGCUUUCAGUCGGAGAGCACGAAGCGACCCCAAUUGACAACCUGAAUUUCCAUUCCCAUCAUCUACCUCAACCAGCGACUACUAAUACCCGCGCCCCUGAAGCCAUCAUGACCCCCCUGUCUCAUGACCUGAAUCCACCAGACGCCUCUCAGAGCCAGCCUGCCCAAGCAACGGAAUUGUACGAUUACUUCGACCAAGCACGAAGCAGAUCAUCGCAAUGCCGAAUUGAUAGCAACGGCCGUCUUAAAUGGACUACUCCCAAGACCACGGCUAGGAUGGCUAGGAAAUAG